UGAGAAAGAAAUAUACGGAUAUCUUUUUUUUCUCGAGAGCUGCUGAGGCUAUCAGAAAACAAACUUACUCCAUCAGAAAUGCUAAAUAAAUUGUGAAGAAACAGCAACAAAUAUGGUACUGCUCAAGGAUGAAGACGCCUGAUGAUUUGGCAUGGAUGGAACUUAUCUUACCAAUUACAAAUCUUCCAUAUCACCUGCAUUUGAGGAAAGUGCUGCUGAAAGCUAUAUUAAGAAAUCAGAUGCUGUAUGUGCCUGGUAUUUUGUUUUGACUUCAACUUUCCAUGAACCACAGUAUUUCACUUUGAAGACCAUGGGACUGAGCACCGUAACACCAGCACUGGCAUUGUACAGAAAUGGGAUCAGUCAACAUGAUAAAUCAGAAUAACUGGGCAGACCUACAGGGAAAAACAAGGCCAACAGACAAACAAUUUCAGUUGAUCAUGAGAUGGCCAAUGGACAGAAAGUAAGGUCAGACCUAGUCACUGUCAUGAUGCAGGCCAAUGCUCCGAGCAAUUACUUUGAUAACAUCAAAAUAUUGCUUGUGGCAGCUGGGCAAAAAUCCAAAACUUUUUAAAAGAGAAAGACUACAAAUCUUUGUCUGAUUAGUGGCAGCUAAUUAAAUGUGCAUGUGACCUAUUUCAUGUAUAAGGUAUCCUUUACAAGAAUUAACUGAUGUAACUACAAAGGUGCCACAUCUGUAGCUACUCGGUAUCUCCUCCUGGACAAUAAUGUUACAAUCCCUGUUGAGACCCAGAUGUUUAAAAAGAAAUUCAAACCUCUAGCUAGUAGCUAAACAGAUGACAAGACUGUCACGAAAAGACAUUCUUAUAACAAACAGGCUGAAAGCACUCAACCAUCAUCCCCCAAAUCGUCCAUGGCCUCAUCACCUCAGGUGACCUCUGACCCACUGCUUCCAACCUCAUCAUUCCCCAACCCCGCACAGUCCGCUUCUGUUUCCUUCCCAAAAUCCACAAACCUGACUGCCCUGGUUGACCCAUUGUCUCAGCCUGUUCCUGCCCCACCGAAUUUAUCUCCACCUAUCUGGGCUCCAUUUUCUCCCCCUUAGUCCAGGAACUCCCUACCUACGCCUGUGAUACCACCCAUGUCCUCUACCUCCUCCAAAACUUCCAAUUCCCCGGUCCCCAACACCUCAUUUUCACCAUGGAUGUCCAGUCCCUAUACACCUGCAUUUCCAUUGCAGAUGGCCUAAAGGCCCUCCACUUCUUCCUGUCCCGCAGGCCCAACCAGUCCCCCUCUACUGACACCCUCAUCCACUUAGCCAAACUCAUCCUCGCCCUCAACAACUUCGCUUUCAAUUCCUCCCACUUCCAACAAACAAAGGGAGUGGCCAUGGAUUCCUGCAUGGACCGAAGCUAUGCCUGCCUCUUUGUAGGUUACGUGGAACAAUCCCUCUUCCAUAUCUGCACUGGCCCUAAACCCCACCUCUUCCUCCGUUACAUUGAUGACUGUAUCGGCAUCACCUCGUGCUCCCACAAGGCGCUCGAACAGUUCAUCCACUUCACCAACACCUUCCACACCAACCUUAGGUUCAUCUGGACCAUCUCUGACACCUCUCUCUCCUUCCUGGACCUCUCUGUUUCCAUCUCUGGCAACCACCUAGAAACCGAUAUCCAUUUCAAGUCCAUCACCUCCCACAGCUACCUAGAAUACACCUCCUCCCACCCAGCUUCCUGCAAAAAUGCCAUCCCCUAUUCCCAAUUCCUUUGCCUCACCGCAUCUGCUCCCAGGAUGAGGCAUUCCACUCCUGAACAUCUCAAAAAUCCUCAUUUUUCAAGAACCACAGCUUCCCCCCUGCAGUGGUCAAGAGUACCCUUGACCGUGUCUCCCGCAUGUCCCGCAACUUGUCCCUCACAUUCCCUCCCCGCAAUAACAACCAAAAGAGAAUCCCCCUCAUCCUCACGUAUCACCCCACCAGCCUCCAGAUCCAACGCAUUAUCCUCCAACACUUCCACCAUCUGCAAUCCGACCCCACCACCAAAUACACUUUUCCCUCCCCACCUUUGUCUGGUUUCCAGAAGGACUACUCUCUCCGGGACUCCCUUGUCCACUUCACACUUCCCACCAGCCCCACCAACCCAGCACUUUUCCCUGCAACUGCAGGAAUUGCUACACCUGCCCCUACUCCUCCCUCCUCACCCCCAUCCCAGGCCCCAAGAAGACUUUCACAUCAAGCAGAUGUUCACCUGCACAUCUGCCAAUGUGGUAUACUGCAUCUGCUCUACCCGUUGUGGCUUCCUCUACAUUAGGGAAACCAAGCAGAGGCUUGGGGGCCGCUUUGCAGAAAACCUACAUUCCGUCUGCACUAAACAACUGCACCUCCCAGUCACGAACCAUUUCAACUCCCCCUCCCAUUUAUGUCCAUCCUGGGCCUCCUGCAGUGCCACAAUGAUGCCACCCAAAGUUUGCAAGAACAGCACCUCAUAUUCCGCUUGGCAACACUGCAGCCCAAUGGUAUCAAUGUGGACUUCACAAGCUUGAACAUCUCCCCUCCCCUUUCCGCAUCCUAA
This is a messenger RNA of Stegostoma tigrinum, 2528 nucleotides long. RefSeq lists its product as uncharacterized. The transcript is spliced from 3 exons. The coding region runs from base 1162 to 2499 and encodes 445 amino acids. NCBI's taxonomy places the organism in Eukaryota, Metazoa, Chordata, Chondrichthyes, Orectolobiformes, Stegostomatidae. The record is from RefSeq and is a predicted model, not a curated record.